Aplysia californica (California sea hare) is the source of this 5578-nucleotide messenger RNA. Its product is annotated as carnitine O-palmitoyltransferase 1, liver isoform. Lineage: Eukaryota; Metazoa; Mollusca; Gastropoda; Aplysiida; Aplysiidae. Gene Ontology annotation, biological process: carnitine metabolic process; fatty acid metabolic process. Gene Ontology annotation, molecular function: carnitine O-palmitoyltransferase activity. The record is from RefSeq and is a predicted model, not a curated record. Gene Ontology annotation, cellular component: mitochondrion.
CAAUGGAAUGACGAGCGAAACGAACGAACGAACGACACCGUUUUUGUUUCUCUAGUUAAGUUAAAAGUUUCACUGCGUUGCUGUGGUAUUACUGUUAUUGUGUGUGUGUGCACUUAGUGCUGAGUGAGGCUGUGGUGUAUGUAAAGCGCUGCUGCUGCUGCUACAGUCAUAGCGGGAAGAGAAAGUUGUCGACGAAGAUAAUAAUUAUUAUUAGUUCAGGUAGUUGGCACGAGUCUGAAAGUUCACUCUUUGUCGCGUGCCGGUGAGGACUUAUAGAUCAGAUAGGACACUUGCUGUUUUUCUUUUCGGCGUCGACUUUUACUUUCCAGGAAAGGGCACCGGUGAUUUUUUUUUUUUCGGUUCUGUUCGCUUUUUGUGUUGGCAUUGGUGCAUUUCCAGAAAAUGAUGCAGAUCUGAUCACCACAGAAUCAACAAAGGUGUAGUAGCGGUUCUUCUUUGUGGGGCUUUACCGACAUCUCAAGUCCCUUGAGAGACUGAGUGAGCCUCUGAUCUCCACCAUUGUCUUCUAAUAAGAAACAAGGUCAUACAGUGCGUUGUUGGGAUCUGCUCGUAGCAGCACCACCCUCUGUCCACCCUCCCCAGCUGACCACUACCAGUCGGAGCAGCAGUGCGCGUGUCGGUCACUCGCUGCGGCAGUCAUGGCAGAAGCACACGCGGCCGUCGCCUUCUCCUUCACAGUGACGCCCGAUGGCUACGACGUCAACAUCAACCAUGAGGCCAUCAAGGCUGUGUGGGAGAGCGGGGUGCUCUCCUGGAAGAAGAGAAUGGGCCGUCUCAAGAACAACGUGCGCAAUGGUGUGUUCCCUGCUUCCAUGACCUCCUGGCUCUUUGUGGUCACACUCAUCCUGGGCAUUCGUCUGGCCGGGUUUGACCCGUCGUUUGGCUCCAUCUCCCUUAUACACUCCACCAUGCCGGGCUUGCAGUCAGCCUCCUACUCUGUGGGCCUGUACUGCAGCACCAUAGUGUUUGGCACGGUGCUGUGGAUCGUCAAGUUCCUGCUGCUCAAGUACAUGCUCAAGCUGCUGCUCACCUACCACAACUGGAUGUACGAGGUCCGCGGCAAGAUGUCGCUCAAGACCAAGCUCUGGUUUAUGCUGAUCCGCCUGUACGGAGGACGCAAACCUCUCCUCAUGAGUUACCAGGCCUCUCUGCCCAAGCUGCCUGUCCCCGGACUCAGGGAAUCUGUCAACAACUACCUUCACUCGAUCCACCACCUCAUGUCUGACGAGCGCUACGAGGAGAUGAAGAAACUGUCUGAGGAGUUCUGCUCGGGCGUGGGCCACCGGCUACAGCGGUACCUCAUCCUCAAGUCUUGGUGGGCCACCAAUUAUGUGUCUGACUGGUGGGAGCAGUACGUCUACCUGAGAGGUCGCUCCCCCAUCAUGGUCAACAGCAACUACUACGGAGUGAUUCUCAUAAACCAUGUGGUACCCCUGUGCUCCGCCCAGUACGAGCGCCAGUUCAACACCACCCGCAUUCCUGGACUUGAAACUGACCACCUGGUUCACCUGAAGGACAGCAACCACAUCACGGUGUACCACAAGGGCCGCUACUACAAGGUCUACAUCAGGCACAAGAGGAGGAUGCUCAAGCCCUGCGAGCUCGAAGUAAUGCUGCAGAAGAUUGUGGAUGACGAGAGCGAGCCUGCGGAGGGCGAGGAACACCUGGCAGCAUUGACGGCCGGCGAGAGAGUGCCGUGGGCCAAGGCACGCAAGGAGUUUUUCAGCAAGGGCAAGAACAAGGCCUCACUGGACGCUAUUGAGAAGGCUGCAUUCUGUGUGACUCUGGACUCUGAAGAUCAAGAUUACGAUCCCAAUGACCCCACCAAGCUGGACAAGUACGGCAAGGCCAUGCUGCACGGAAAAGGUCACGAUCGCUGGUUUGACAAAUCCUUCACCUUCGUCGUCUGUUCAAACGGAAGAAUUGGAUUCAAUGCUGAACAUUCCUGGGCGGACGCUCCCAUCAUGGCUCAUAUGUGGGAGUACGUGGUCACCGAGGACGUGGCCACAUACGGAUAUGACAAGGAUGGCCACACGCGAGGCACGCCCGAAUGCCAGCCGCCCAAUCCCAUCAGGCUGGAGUGGGACCUCAACAAACAGUGCCAGCAGGUGAUCCAGUCGAGUCUCCAGGUGGCUCGCUCACUGCUCAACGACGUCGAUCUACACAUCAUGAUGUUCAACACGUUCGGCAAAGGCUUCGUCAAGACCUGCAAAGUCAGCCCCGACGCCUUCAUCCAGACUGCCAUACAGCUCACCUACUACAGGUUGGAGAAACACUUUUGCCUGACCUACGAGUCCUCCAUGACCCGGCUCUUCCGUGAGGGGAGGACAGAGACUGUGAGAUCCUGCACGGCCGACGUUUGCAAUUUUGUCCGAUCCGUCUGUGAGGGAAAGCCUAAAGCGGACAGCAUCAAGCUGCUGCGCAAGUCUGCCGACACCCACCAGAAGCUGUACCGCGACACUAUGACGGGCGCCGGUGUGGACAGGCAUCUCUUCUGUCUCUACGUGGUCUCCAAGUACCUGGGUGUGGACUCGCCCUUCCUGGCACAGGCUCUCAGCGAACCCUGGAAACUGUCUACCAGUCAGACACCACACCAGCAGACAGACCGACUGGACCUCACCAAACACCCGGACCGCAUCUGUGGAGGAGGCGGCUUUGGACCGGUCUCUGACAACGGCUACGGAGUGUCGUACAUGAUCGCCGGCGAGGACACCAUCUUCUUCCAUAUAUCCUGCAAGCGUGCCUGUGGACACACAGACACGCACAAGUUUGGGGCGACUCUGCAGCAGUCUCUGUGUGAUAUGCGUGACUUGUUCUCGAAAGACUAGGCUUCAGGAGACUCUCCGUCCCCCCCCCCUCCCCACCACCUCGGCAUCUGUCCUGACACCCACCCCUCCAUCUGACCUCCACUUCACCUGCACGACUUCAGAACUUGAGCUGCUGUCUCGUGGAAGCUUUUUGAGUUGUUUUGUUUCUCGGAGUUCACAUUCAACCUCUUUGUUUGGUCAUCUGAUUUAAGUUUGAAGCCGUUUUGAGAUAGCAGUUUUCAUUAACUUAUUGACAAGACUUUGUCUUUAACUUAUUGACAAGACUUUGUCUUUAACUUAUUGACAAGACUUUGUCUCACCACAGUUGAAUAUACGUUGCAUCUUCGUAUAGAUCUGCCUACAUUCUCUCAUUAGAGAUUUCUUAACUGGGGAAUAAAACUUUGUUAAUUCGGUUGUUUUACAAGUUGUCACCUCUCAAAUAUCGCUCGUCUCAAGAGCCUGAGAUGGUUCUCUCUUCAUUCUGUUGCCCCUUGUUUGGACUUAACUGCGAAUGUGCUGAUCAUGCUGAAAUUGUCAAAGUUGAAACAAGCUCAAAAGUUAAUUACAGCGUGGGCCGCAAGAUUUGUUAGUGUUUGAGAUAAGUCGCAGGCAAAAUAUUUUUAAAAAAAUUCGCAUGGAGGGUGGGGUCACUUGUGGUGAGGGCAGCAGAGCGAAGCGUCUGUCGUUGAAAAGUCUUGACUUAUUCCACAUAUCAAUGCAACGGUGAUGGGUUACGAGCAAAAAUAGAACAGAAAAAAGAAAGAAAAAAAAAAAUCACAUUUUCGUACAGCGUCUUAAGUCAAAGCUAUGACCUUGUUCACUGUUGACUUGACGAGGACCGACCGACGUCUGUGUUGUUGUACUUCCUGUUCCAGAUUUAUGUCACCGGUUGAUGACGAUACAUCUCGCUGAUCUUUUUUAAAUUUUAAAUACCGUAAACCACUCGCAUAAAGAGGCAGUAGACUACUAGCCUGUUGGCUCUGUGAUCUCAGUGUCUAGUUGUGUUUAUAUCUUCAUCAUCGUCAUCUUCAUUAUCCUCAUCAUCAAUCAUCAUCAAUCAUUAUAAUCAUCAUCAUCAUAUCUCAUCUAGUGUCUAGAGUGCCUGUUGGUGGAUGAGAGAGGCGAAUGCAAUGUGCUUUCCGCCGAUUGUGUAAAUGUUGGGAAUUCUGCUCCGUGCAGCGAUGUGAACUUUUGGUGUUGUGUGUUACGCACGCCAAAGAGUGGCUAGAUCUUACGUACAGUACAGCAUUGUAGACUGAAGUAAUCAGCAGCCCUGUCCUAAUGCAAGAUGUUUUCUGUACGAAAUGUAAGCAUACAUUUGAGGCAGAUAGUUGAUGUACUUGUGUACAUUUGGCUCGGCCGUGCUGUUUUGUGUACCUAUGUACAUUUGAAUCGUGGUUUUGUGUACCUUCGUACAUUUGAAUCUUGGUUUGGUGUACGUUAAAUGCACAUUUGACACAAUUGUUUGGUGAACUUCUGUACAUUUGUCGCAGAUAUACAACUUACUUUUGUACAUUCGACUGUGUAGUUUUAUGUACAUUUGACUAUUUUGACAGACCUGAAGAAUAGUAUAAAGGCACGUACAUUGGUAGUAGAAAGGUAGGCGUGUACUUCAUUUAGACAGGGGUGUCGGUUCACUCUGUCAGACAUGUACAUGCUCUGUGAGUCUGUGACAACAACAACAUCAUCAUCAACAUCAACAACAACAACAACAUGUUGCAUCUUCGGGGCUCCAAACAUUUUAAGCGGAUAGGCUACCGCACACACACACAACAACAACAGCAAUAACAACUACUACAACGAGCAAGUGCAGCAGCUAGUGGUUUGUUCUAUUUACGACUGUUGUACCUCGGUGCCGAUUCUCAUGAUCUCGUGCUACUGUGGGUGUCUAUAGUUUACUUCAGUCUGUUUUUGCUGUAACCGUCAUCAUCACUUUCAUAGUAUUUUGCUUUUACUGUCAUCAUUAACAUCAUAACUAUCGUUGUCAUAAUUUUAUGAGCUUCAUUAUUGUUAUGUAUAUCGCUACUACCAAAUUGUCUUAUUAUUUGUAAUUGUUGUUCUUCAUCGUCAUUGUUUUUAAUUGUUACUUUCAUAAAUGAUGACGUUUGACGGUGACAAUGAUUUCACUCUUGCUGUUGUAGAGGUAAAUAACGACUUGUAUAUCUAGAGGGAACAAUUACGUUGCAAAUUAUGCUUCUUUUUCAUCUCUUGUCAGUUUGAGUUUUUAACUCUCUCUCUCUCGUUUUUUUUUUUUUAAUUUGAAAAAGCAUCGUGUCUGCAGUGUCUCCUGUGGUGUGUGUUGCCACUUUGGAUGUGUGUGACUCGCGUGGUUAUCAUCUAUCUCAUGUAUAUGUAAAUAAAUAAAUAAAUAAAUAAAAAUUGUAUGUUAUAAUAUGCACAUCUGCUGGCACACGUCCACUACAUAGGGGCUGUCUGUUGGCUCAUUGUGACCUCAGUGCUUCCUUGUCGUAUCUCCAGUUUUUUUAAACAGUGAAAACAGUUCAUAACAGAGUGAGCUUAAGAAGAAGAAGUCACAUUUUCACUGUUUAAAGUUUAUUUUAAAAAUGACAAGAUACGACAAGAAAGCACUGAGGUCGCGUCAUGCUAACUGGCCGACUCAAUGAGUUUUGUUUUUGUGAAGCGGUUGACCGACCCACGUGCUCCAUAGCCAAACGACGGAGCAUCCUGGGAGGCUGCCUGUUUGGUAGAUUCUCACACAUCAAUAAACAUGAGAUCUUUUUGACGUUUGA